AUGGCGUCUUCUCCUAAUCCCUUGGAUAUAGUAGAUUCACAAAUUGAUUCAAAUUCUAGAAAGAGAUAUUUGAAAAAACUUGAAAAUUAUCAGAAUAAUUCAAAAUCAUAUUGGGAAUAUAGUGUUGUACCAAAUAUUUUCAAACAAUCUCAAAAAGAUACUGAUGAAUCCAAUUUUAAUUAUCUAGAUGAACAUUUUGGUAAAAUAGGAGAGUGGGAUGAUAUAAUUGCACAACUAAACAAAUUAAAUAAUCAUGCUUCACCAAAUGAAUGUUACAAAAUAUUAUUUUUAUUUCGUCAUUAUACUGGUUUUCAUAAUUUAGCUCACCUUAAAUAUGGAGAUGAUGCAUGGAAUAAUCAUUGGUCUAAAUUAAAUGGCGAUGAUGAAUAUAUAUGGGGACCUGACGCAAAUCUAACGCCUGAAAGUAUUGAAAUAGCUAAACAAAAUAGUAUUAAAAUUGCAAAAGAACUACAAAACAAUUCUAAAAAUGAUAAAGAAUUAAUAUUACCAAAGAAAUUUUAUGUAUCACCAUUAAGUAGAGCAAUUGAUACAUUAUAUCAUACUUGGAAUAAAAUUGUAGAUUUAAAAUCAAAUAAUCCAUUAAUUCAAGAAAAUUGGAGAGAAACAAUGGGAGUUCAUACUUGUGACAAAAGAUCAUCAAGAUCAAUAAUUGAUGAAAAAUUUAUUUCAAAAGGUUUUAAGAUAGAAGAUAGUUUAACUGAAGAAGAUGAAUUAUAUCAAGAUGAUUAUAGAGAAACAAUUGAUGAACAAGCAUUUAGAAUGUACAAUGAAUUACAAAAUGUUUUCAGUGAUACCUCCAAAAAUGAAGAUGUUAUAUUAAUUACAAGUCAUAGUGGUAGUAUAAGAGCUCAACUAAUGGUUUUGGGUCAUAGAUCAUUUGCUGUUCAAACUGGUGGUAUGAUACCUGUUUUCGUUAAAGCAGUUAAAAAGGAGGGUGGUAAAAACAAGAUGUAA
Molecule: messenger RNA, 975 nt
Organism: Lodderomyces jiufengensis
Lineage: Eukaryota; Fungi; Ascomycota; Pichiomycetes; Serinales; Debaryomycetaceae
Product: putative phosphomutase
Exons: 1
Coding region: 1-975 (324 amino acids)
Cellular component (GO): cytoplasm
Molecular function (GO): phosphatase activity
Source: RefSeq, a predicted model, not a curated record